AUGGCGGAGCAAAAUACCAAAGGUCCCAAGGCUGGUCAAAAAGUAGCCCUCGUCACUGGAGCUGGAGUCGGAGGCAUAGGAGGCUCACUCGCCAUCGAGCUGCAUUCAGCUGGUUACUUUGUCAUCUGCGCUGUGCGACGGCCCUCCAGCGCCAGCGAGCUCUUGAGGCCGGGCAUGAUGGCCAUUGAGCUCGACGUCUCGUCGACCGAUUCCGUAUCGGCCGCAGUGAACAAGGUCUCUUCCAUCGCAAACGACAAGCUCCAUGUUCUCAUCAACAAUGCAGGCUCCGCGACGCACCGGCCGGCUUUGGACCUCGAUGUCGAUGGUGUCGUGGCCUCCAUGUUUGAUGUCAACGUCCUGGGCGUCAUGCGAAUGGUCAAGGGCUUCUCGGACCUUUUGAUCAAUGCAAGAGGAUGCAUUGUGAACAUUGGUAGCAUUGCACCAAUCGUGCCGCUGGUCUAUUCCUCAGCCUACAAUGCCAGCAAAGCAGCACUUCAUGCCUAUGGUGACUCGCUCCGCAUGGAGCUUAAGCCUUUCGGGUACUAUGCAUUCCGCUUCCGCGAGGACAGCCCAUCUCUCCCCGAGGGCUCGCGGUACCUCCCCCUGCAGGAUUCCUGGCUGCACCGAGUGACAAUGUCUCAAAAGGGAGCAAUGGAUACCGAUGAGUACGCACGCAAGGUUGUAGGCAUGAUCCAGAAGAAGAGCAAACCCAUUUGGUUCUGGAGCGGAGGUUCCGUUUCUAUUGCCUGGUUCAUGUAUUACUUUGUUCCACGGAGCGUGAGACUUUUCGUAAUGGCUAGACGCUUUGGGCUGAUUGGGAAGAAGCUUCUUUGA
Metarhizium acridum CQMa 102 is the source of this 834-nucleotide messenger RNA. RefSeq lists its product as uncharacterized. Gene Ontology annotation, cellular component: lipid droplet; endoplasmic reticulum. Gene Ontology annotation, biological process: triglyceride catabolic process; phosphatidic acid biosynthetic process. The record is from RefSeq and is a predicted model, not a curated record. Gene Ontology annotation, molecular function: acylglycerone-phosphate reductase (NADP+) activity; triacylglycerol lipase activity. NCBI's taxonomy places the organism in Eukaryota, Fungi, Ascomycota, Sordariomycetes, Hypocreales, Clavicipitaceae.